AUGGCAACCAUCGAUGCCCAGGACCUCCAAAGGAUGAUUAGUCGCUUUCGAGUUCUGAUUGUAGGGAGAGCAAACGCAGGCAAAACGACCAUUCUUCAGAAGGUCUGCAACACCAUGGACGACCCAGAAAUACACAAUUCCGAAGGAAAGAAGAUUGAUGCUGCCAUCGUGAAAUCCUCGAUCAAGCGCGGAAAUCACGACAUCACGAACGAAAUGGUAUUCAAGAGCAAUCCCGGUUUCGUCUUUCAUGACUCGUGCGGUUUCGAAGCGGGCUCUGAAGAAGAAUUUGAGAACAUGAAAAGAUUUGUCUUGCAACGUGCACACACAACGAAAUUAGAGGAGCGAAUCCAUGCUAUCUGGUAUUGUAUUCCAACGGACGACCCAAGUCAAACAUUCCAACGGUCGGAAGAGAAGUUCUUCUUGGAGUGCGACACUAGGCAUGUUUCCGUGGUCGCGGUUUUCACCAAGUUCGAAGCUCUGCGUCCGUUUGCGUAUGGAGACAUCAAGAAGCAAAUAUACGAGGGGUAUCAGGAGAAGAAUGCUCAAAGAGGAUUGCCCAGCGCGUUGAAGAACUGCUCACAAACACGUGUUUUGAAAGAGUUGUACAAGCCCGAAAAUUGUGCCCGUCCUAAGUAUCAUGUAUGCUUGCAGAAUAUAAACCAACAGCCUAUUACAGACUGUAACAAUCUACUGGAAUGUAGAUGAUGCUCGAGCCAAGUUUCCUGUUUUUCGAUGUGUUUUCCCCAUACUUAUGCGCUCGCAUUGUGCACGAUACCAAGCACCCCAACUUCAACUCCUGAGUGGUGCAGACUGUGAU
Molecule: messenger RNA, 817 nt
Organism: Suillus plorans
Lineage: Eukaryota; Fungi; Basidiomycota; Agaricomycetes; Boletales; Suillaceae
Exons: 6
Coding region: 1-705 (234 amino acids)
Molecular function (GO): GTP binding
Source: RefSeq, a predicted model, not a curated record